Sclerotinia borealis F-4128 is the source of this 5652-nucleotide messenger RNA. Lineage: Eukaryota; Fungi; Ascomycota; Leotiomycetes; Helotiales; Sclerotiniaceae. The record is from the annotation of a GenBank genome assembly.
AUGGUACCAAUUCCAACCACCAGCUAUUUUCCAGAUCUGGGCAAAUGUUUGAAAGGAGAAGAAAUAUUGAUCUCUUGGGAGACGGCUUUUUUUGCUCUUUUAGAUGUUAAAGAAAAUGGAGCUCAAUAUACGCUUGAGAAGUUCUUUAAAGAUUCUAAAGUAUUAUCUUUACUUUCCAAUCCUGCCGAUGCCUUUCCAGAAUCCACUGCCCCGACCAAAUCCGAAUUCGACUCAAAAGUCAGUCCGAUCAAUGCCGACCGUUCCUCCGUGGAUUACGACUUUAAGAAAGUGUCAGAGGAUGCAUUAUGGUUGAGUCAGACGGCUCAGAUCGACGAGGUUUCUGCUUUAAGAGUAGUGGUCCAAGAACAUCAAUCGCGGGCAUAUGCGCAACUCUUAGGAAAGCUUUCAGAAGAAGAGUUGAUCAGUCUUCAAGAUGCCUUUGGCAACAAGAGAUCUACAAAUCUGCUCUCCGCUGGAUCCCUUAUUGGCACACAAGCGGAGGUUGCGCCAUCAGAAGAAGAAAGCCAGGGAAACCGCCGUGUGCGGAUGCUCAGCAUUUAUCUAUCGGAACGACGCUUUUUCUGGAAAUGUCUUACGUUAUUAAUUCAACGACCCAGACUUUCACCCACGCGGGAUUCUCCACUAGACGUCUGGUACGAAGGUCUGCAUAUAGAAGUGUUAAGUAGGUGGAAAGGUUUGGGAGCCUCCCAGGAUCGCAUGGUGGGACUGGUCAAAACUAUCGAGACCGGACUUACAAAACUAUUCGACGAGCAAGGUCAUGGUAGCGGGUGGACCUUAGAGGGAGAUGGACGCGAUGAACUUGAGAUUGAGUGGGGAAGUAAUCAGAUCGUUGAGGCAACGCAUAUGAUGGAGACAAUAUUCUAUUACAUAUCUCCUUUUAAUACUGCGUUUGAAAUUUCUCACUCGGACCUGAUACUUGCAUGGUUCAGUUUUGUCGCCAAGUUCAAGUUCCUGGAUGAGAUGGGAAUGCUUCAUCCGACUCUCCAAGCUGUUGCUCUUCCUUUGCAAACUAUCAGCACUGUCAUAACAGCCGCCAUACUUAACGUCGAUAGCUGUUUGACAUUCCUCGAGAGACAUUCAGAUUUAGGACCUGUUGAUUUAGAAGAGGGUCCAAAUAAACCAUGGUUACUGAAUCAAACCGCGAUUAUUGAACUUCAUGAGAUAAUCAUGGAUGCAGCGUCCGCGAAUCAUAUCACAGCUGGCCCGGCAGUCCUCGCUUGGAGCGUUAUUCUAAAGCAUAUCAAAGUCCGCGUCAGUAAUCGAAAGAGACUCCAGCGUCGAAGAAAUGAGGGCCUCGGUGAUGAUGAUGAUGAUGAUGAUGAUGAUGAUGAUGAAGAAGAAAGCGAUGAAGGAUUGUUGGUUGGAACGGAACCUGUUUUGGCCUCCGAUGCCUAUGAAGAGGUGCUGAAAAAAAUCAUAGAAGGGAGGGCUAGCAUCGAUGAACUUGUCGAGUAUCUGGCAGUAAGCGCUGUCAACGAGAGUCGUGUAUUCGAAGUUCUAGCAAAUAUUUCACGGACGCUUGGUGACACUUACGAGGCAGCUUUUAUGCCUCAAAUUGGUUCAAGCUUGAGAAUCGCGAUACUAGAGGUCAUGAAGGCAAUUGCGCCUGAGAUUGGAUACAAUGCCCCAACGCUGCAAACUAUUCUUUCUGUUAUAGAAGGAGGACAACAAUAUUGGGAUCUGGUUGAUUUACGAAAUGUCGAAAACAAGCCUGAGCCUAUGACCUUUUUCGUUUCGGAUACGGGCUUGAUUCGCGAUUUCUGGGAAAAUGCCAGUAUGCGCUAUCCUUGGGAAGCUUCCCCAUUUCAGAACCUCGUUCGUUCUCUGGCGUAUCUGCACAAUGUCGGGGCAGGGGUCUGCGAGUCGAUAUUCUCGUUACUGGACAUUCGAUCAACUUUUACAUACCCAUUACCAUAUCAAUUCGCAGACUAUGAGACAAUCCAGGAGGAAGACAAUAACAAUUCCAUCCAACUAACUAACGAUCUUCCUAUGUUUGAGUCGCGAGGGCGUGGAAUUAGUAGAGGACUUUUGAUGGGAAAUGUGAACCAAGGGCAGGCAUUAGUAUUGGCAGCAGCUAAUGGAGACCUACGCAUUCCGUCAGGAACACUUGGUGUUGUAAUAGUCGAAAACGAUCCAAAAGUGGUUUACCUCACCCACAAUUAUCGCGGUAUGAGGUAUUUUGGAAAAUUGCUGGAAACAUAUCUAGUUGCUGGGGAGGAAUAUGACGCUACUACCGGUAUGGAAGCAGACUCCGAGACUGUUGCCGACAUCAUUGGAACGUUUUCAACGGGCCUUUUAGCCCUAUCCAGGUCAGAAAAAGAUGCGAAUCGGAUCCAGGAUGAUGCUACCGAUUUCUUCCAGACUGCUAGUUCGGCAUUAAGUCGGAACAGAGACAUUACUCUUGUGAUAUCUGCUAUUUUCGAACAAGAGUUGCAAAGACAAUCGAGCGAAUCCAGCUCUGAUGCCUCCCUCGAUGUUUUGAUCAGUUGUGUACAGUACUUACACGCCCUACUUCUGUUUUCGCCUGGAAGAGUCUGGCCACUUAUUGGUCGUAGCGGUCUUCUAUCCAACGAGCGUGGUGGUGGUAAGCUAUCUAGUAUUGUCGGAAAAAUCGAAGUUAUAUCUGGGAAAUUCAGUUUCCUUAUAUCUUGCACUCGACUCUUCGAAGCACUGGUCAAUGAUUUUGCAGUGAACGCUAUUGCAAGAAACCGCAAAGUGACUGCGGCUUCAGCUCGGUUUAACGAGGUCGAGGAACACAAUGUUCGCGUUGCAGAUAAAGUUCUUUCCGAGGUCCUUCUUUACUUUACUCGGUACCUGACGGAGGUAUUAGAAAGCUCAUACACUUGGCAGUUUGACCAACCUGGCGAUCAACUCCAGCUCACAAAGACUAUAAUGUCUUCUUUCGAUAAAAUGCUUACGUACGCUUUUGGAAUCCAGGGUGCUCCAGAAGAAUUGCCACAGUCGGACCCUCGUCCAAAAUCGGAUCUUGCGAAUGAUCCCAAAGAUCAUCUGGACCCCGCUGUUCCAAUUAUGGGAGCUUUAAUGCCUGCAGCCAUGCACAUCGUUGAUAGCUUUUUGUCCAAGUCCUCUGGGCCUAUGAGAUUUGGACCAAUUCUUCGCACUUUGUUCUAUGGCUUCAAUACUCGUUUCACUACGCUGUAUGCCAAUCGAUCACGACUAGUCGCCGAAGGUGUCAAAGCAUCACUUGGGUUUUCCAGGCAGCUUCUUCGAAUCAGUACGUUGUUAGAAAAACCAUCACACCUGGAGACACAGCUAUUUACUGCGGCACCUCUCAUCGCACGGCUUUAUGCCGUAAAUGAUAGCUAUCGUAUCCCCAUUAUCAAACUGUUCGAGGCCAUGAUAGUCAGCGCUUCCAGUAGCACCUCAGAGCCUCCUUCACUUCUAGGUUACCUCGGUGCGAAGACUUCGAAGAAUUUUCUUAAUGUCGUGUCGGAUCUGGAUACACCUUUGACUAGAGAUGAAAACGUCGGAACAAUUUGGCAUUUCCUGUCAAUGAUAAUGAGCAGUCGGCAACAGUGGUUUGCAAAUUAUGUUCUUACGGGUAAAACGCCAAGGGAUGCAUUAAAAAAGAAGAAACCCGACGUUGUCAAAUCUUCAUCGCCAAAACCUCUUCUUCUCACGGCCCUUGACAAUCUUUCACAAAUUGGAGAUAUUCCGGAUUCGGAGGCUUUGAUGAUGUUAGAAUUUGUCUCUUUGGCACAAAAUUUUUGGCCAUGGACUAUGUACGAGCUGGAAAACAGUACAGGCUUCAUCAACUAUCUCUCCAACUAUAUCAAAACAUUAAAACCGAUUCAAAUUUCGUCCAGAAGUGAACCAGCAAUCAAGGCUUGCUAUCGGACUCGAAUUGCGGCCUACAUUGCAGAAAUCCUUGCAAUGCACCUCUUUCAUUCUAGACAAACUGGCAAACCUUCAAUUGCCAAAGAUCUUAUGCCAAAACUGAAUUAUUACUUCGAGAAUGCAGGAGGACUUCCGACCUACAACGCUUCUCUACACGGAAAUCUCAAACAAAAUUUCGAUGCCAAAUAUGCUAGAUCCAGCCUUCAGAGUUUCAAGAAGACGGAUCUAGAGGAUAGAAAAUUUGGGGAGAACUACUUUUAUGAUCUACAACUACUCGACCAAAUGCUCAAUUCCGACGUGGCUUGGACGGGACGUAGAAAUGACGGGUAUAAAUUCGAGCUCGCCAGUGCUAACAUCAACCUGUCUUUAGUUGAUGCUCAGGUGGCCCUGUUAAACGCUUGGAAAAUUCUUGCCGUGGAACUAAGUAGCAACAUGACCAAGGAAUCUGACCACCAAGAGACUCUCGUUGAUGCUGCUCUCAAAUGCCUUUCCUCAAAUACACAGAGUCCGGUAACGGAAAAGGUACUCUGUCGGUUACUUCGAACACGGGCAGACUUCGCGCUUGUUGCCUGCCAGCGAUUGGUAGAAGUCAACCCAAGAAGCCAUAAGAUGAAGGGUCUCCUCAAAAUAACCUGGGAAACGAUCCGGAGCUUGGACAAAAGUUUUGAGCUUGCACUUGCGACAGGAGAUGGACCGUAUUAUAGACUGCUUAUUAAACUUUUAUUCUUGGCUCUGCGAGUACAUGCUGAAGAUGAUAAUCCGGAAGUUAUUGACCCCAGAGCAUCCACACGAAAACAACAGUUGGAAUCGGAAUCGACACCAGAUAUUUAUAUGGUCGUCGACGUUGUAGAACGUGUAGUUGCCCAGGGCCUGGGUGAUCUGGCUCAUAUCGUUCACGAGAACCAUGAACAGUCAUCCCCAGAAGACAUCGCUCUCAUCACAGGCAUUCUGCAAGCCUGUCUCCGGAUACCAGGCAUCGAGUUUCACCACUCGCAAAUUGUGACUAUCAUGGCUAGUUGCAGGACCCCUCGUAUAGCUAGUACACUCUUCUCUUGGUCUGACCAAAUCGCAAUAAAUGGUGAUCCCAUCUAUGGUGAGUUGAGCAUCAUCUUCCUCCUGGAACUCUCAAGUAUGCCUAUCAUGGCCGAACAGCUCGCCGUUGAUGGUGUUCUUGGUCAAAUCAGUUCCGCAAGCAUAACCACUUAUCUCCGUCGUGGCAAUGUUUCUCCAUUCGCUGACGGUGCCGGCAUUCAACGCUGUUACAAUAUCUGGGUUCGCGGCAUUCUUCCUCUUAUACUCAAUCUCCUUCAUUCAGUCGGCGCCUCUAUUGCCACAGAAGUCGCCCUCUUCAUCAACCAAUUUCCUCACCUCCUUGCUCAAUCCGCAGCGGCUUUUGAUGCGCCUGAAUCCUCGCGCACGACUUCGAUAUCACAGCCAAAACAUCUUUCAUUGUCCACCGCUUCAGAAGUUCACUCACUAGCUCUUGUUGUCUACAUUCUUAAUGGAUUUAGAGAACAAUUGCAAGGAAUCCAAACUGUUCCAGAGGUGAACUGGGAUCUUGGCGCAGUGGGAGAGAAUGUAGAGUUUUGGUUGGGGAGUCGAAUGGUCUUGAGAGAGAGGAUUGUUCCGAUGGGUGAUAAGGAUCUGGAGUGGAAGGGGAAGAAGAUAGGGGUUGAAAAGGUAGGGGCAAUGGGUUGUUUGGAUCGAUUAGAGGAGAAGGUGGUUCUUGAAAUGAUGGGAAUUAGGGAUGUGGUUAGUGGGGGGGAUCCGUGA